This is a messenger RNA of Penicillium longicatenatum, 720 nucleotides long. Its product is annotated as ankyrin repeat domain-containing protein. NCBI's taxonomy places the organism in Eukaryota, Fungi, Ascomycota, Eurotiomycetes, Eurotiales, Aspergillaceae. Gene Ontology annotation, cellular component: cytoplasm; nucleus. Gene Ontology annotation, molecular function: protein binding. The coding region runs from base 1 to 720 and encodes 239 amino acids. The record is from RefSeq and is a predicted model, not a curated record. The transcript is spliced from 6 exons.
AUGAAUCCCACCCAGAACGCCAAAUUUCCUCUGCAUGAGGCUGCCCGGGAAGGCAGGACUCAAAUCGUGGAAUCUCUUCUUAGCGCAAACCCAAAAUCUGCAUCUGUGAAAGACGACGAUGAUCGUCUUCCUAUUCACUGGGCUGUAGCCAACAACCGACUAGCUGUCGUUGAGCUCUUGGUAGCCGUCAAGAAUUUUGACCCCGAUGUUGAAGAUGGAUCUGGUUGGACUUCGCUCAUGAUCGCGGCCAGUCUCAAAGAAGCCGCUGGCGAUCCCAUCAUCGAUCUACUUCUACGCAAAGGAGCUGAUGUGAGCAUCAAGAGCAAUUCUGGACAGAAUGCCCUCCACUUUGCUACCUCCAAGGGCAAUAUUUCCACAGUUCGAACUUUGAUUGCCAACAAGUGCAGUGCCCGAGUGAAGGAUAUUCGCGGGCAGCUCCCAUUGCACCGAGCAGCAGCCGUCGGCUCCGUUCCCAUCCUCAAAACUCUUCUCGAGGAGGGAAGAAGCCCAGUUAAUGCGACAGAUGGCGAUGGCUUCACGGCAUUACACCAUGCCGUUUCUGAGGGACACGGCGAUGCGGCAAUCCUGCUUUUGAAAGCCGGCGCAGAGGCAGACAAGAGAGAUAACGAGGGCCGGUUGGCAGUCGAUCUGAUUCCCGAUGAUAAGGUCAAGCAAUACAUUUUGCAAACUGCGGAGCGGGAAGGCAUUGAGCUCCCUUGA